Corylus avellana is the source of this 3224-nucleotide messenger RNA. Lineage: Eukaryota; Viridiplantae; Streptophyta; Magnoliopsida; Fagales; Betulaceae. The record is from RefSeq and is a predicted model, not a curated record.
GAGCUCGUUUCCAGGGUUUUGAAUUGAAUACGUCUUCCCCUAAGGCUUCAGUCUCUCUCUCCCUCUCUCUCUCUCUCUCUCUCUCUGAAAAUGGAGUCUCUUGCUAGACUGCACAACUGUCAUCAAACCCUACACCUCUCACUCAAUCACCGCCGUCCGUCAUUCCCGGAGCCCAUAUCUUCUCUCUUCCUCACAGCCCCAACGCCAUCAUCGUCAUCAUCAUCAGCACCGGCCAGAGCCUCAUCAUCACCAUCAUCAUCAUCAUCAUCGCCGGACCCACUUCACAGAACCACCCAGAACCCCAAACACGCACUCUGCCAAACCCUCAAGUCCCUCCUCAGAAUAACCCUGCCCACCAUCGCCUCGACAGCCACAGCAGCAUUACUCUUCACGCGGAUGCGCUUCGACCCAAAGCCCCUCAUUUCUCAACCGUCAACCCAAGAACACGUCGGAGAGAGCAACGGCGUUAAGAUUAGCUACUUUGACCUUAAGGUCAAGAUGAAAGUUGUAGACUUUGUGCUCGAAGUAAAACCCGACGACCAAGCUUGGCAUUUGCUCAAGACCCAGCUUCGUGGUUAUAGCCAAGAGCUCGAAUCCGCCAGAUUUGGGUUCCAAGAGAUAUUGGCCAAAGACUUGUUAUGCCACAGGGCUCGCUGUGGCGACAUAAGGGAGUGUUUGGAAAUGGCUGAUGAACUCGAGGGCUUGUCCAGAGAAAUAGAGGAGGCCAUGGACAGGUGCAGGGACAAGGACAUCAAGUAUUAUUUGAAGGAUUUCAAGGGCUUGGUUGCGCGAGUAAGGGAUUCUAAGGGGGACGUGUUUCGUGCAUUGAAGUAUUUUCAGGAGCUUGAGCACGAGGAGGACAACGAGCUAUAGCCGAAAGAACUUGUUUCCAUGCGGUGUCAUGCUUCUUGGUACUUUACUGCGUUUGUUUAGGUUUUGUUAAUGCCUUUUGAUGCUCUCGUAGCUGUAGAUUAUAGGUUGAACAUACAGAUUAGAGAGAGGCUCUGAGGGAGAGUAAUGUUGAGUGAAUCGGUUAUAGGUUGUCUCUCAAUUUGUGUAGUAGAAGAUAGUUAGCGAGGUAAAUUUUUAUUUACACUGGUUACUCGGUAGCAGAAAUAGUUACGUUUCUAGUUUCGUCAUUAUCUUAGGCCAUCAUGUGAAUUCAAAAAAGCCAUUAUUUGAAUUUCCUGCAGACAUUAUGAAUUCAUAAAAGACAAUCUAAGUGAUAGUCUCUAUCUGUCUAUCUUGUCCUGCAGCUGUGCAUUUUUAUUUUCACAUGAAAUUCAUUGCAUUGUUUAUUGAGUUUGUUAUUAAAAAAUGCAACUGGUGGAACUACACUGAAGCCAUUAUUUUCAAUGUUGUUGGUGCAAGCAAAUGGGGCGGAGAAGGAUUAGGUUCAUUAUUGUGGAAGUCGAGGCCAAUAACUUUUUAUUUUUUAUUUUUUGUGGUAGUCUAGUAAAGAUUAGAUUUGUUUGUUCUUUUGGGUGAUUGAUAUGGAUGAGAUAUUGAUAAAGCAUCAAUUUAUACAUAUGAUUUUGAAGAAUGCUUAAUAUGUCAAGGCCUACCAGCCAUUUGUUUCUUUGGGUGACCGGUAUGAGAAAUGCCUGCUGUAGAACUCUGAAAGCAUUUUUUUCUAAGUCAUUGGUGCAAGAAAAUGGCAGAGAAGAGGUGAGGUUAUUGUUGUUUGUGGGGGGGGGAAGGGUAUUGUAUGAGAAGUUCUUGUAUUAAAGGCUGGUGUGAAUGAUAUUAUCAAUAAAGCAUCAAUGUAUGAAAUGGGAAAAAGUGCAAGAACAAAGUUCUACGGUAGUUGGCCAUGAGAAUGAGUCCCUUACUGACUCCUAACUGCAAGUACUCUUAUGGUGGUCAAAUGGGGUUGUUUUGUUGGUAUCAUCUAGUAUAGUUCUGGGAUUUAUGGUCAAGAGCUAUGUGUUAGCCAAUCCAGAUUGGAUAUGUGAAGGAAGAUUUUGCCUUUCAUCAAUCAGUGGUUAUGUGCAACAUGGUAGUAAAAUAGUCAUCGAAAUUGGAGAAGGAGGCUUUUCAUCAGGGGCAUUGGGACCAUCCUCAAGGAGAGGGCCAUAAAAAGAGAAAGAAUUAUUAAGUUACAGGAGUGAAUUGAAUUUAAAUUUAUGGGUAGAGGGGGAGGAUGCUAACCGCAUGAUUUUUCAUUUCUCUAGAAAUUCUCUGAUUGUGUCUUUUGGCAUUCCAUUUUGUUCAGCUUUGUUAGGUGGGGACUGCAAAGCGUGCCACGAUGGGUAUUUGCAAAUGUCUGGCUGUCUGAAUUGACAGUAUUGCCACAGGCAGGCUUUGAUGGAGUUUUCCAUGGGAUGUUCUAACUUCUUGAAUAAUGUUGGAUGGCUAUUAGGAUGAGUUGGUGGGAACAAGGUCAGUACAUGUGCUGAAAAGGGACCAUGCUCAGUGCUCACUAGUAGUAGAUUAAAGGGUAGUGCCUAUGUAUAUAGUCAAUUGCUUGAUUUGACUGUGUUACUCAAUCUUAGCAUCUUGGAGAAGACAAGCCACCGCUGCCAAACAAAUUUUGCAGAGAUGCGUAAGAGGAAUAAAAUUUGCAGACAAACUGGUUUUUCCAAAGCAAUGGGCUGGUCAGUUCUAGUUGACUGUAGUCAGACAUCAUUGAUGCAGCUGGUUAUUUCCCAUAUGUGGGCAUUCUGAACCUGAUCCACCAAGUGCAUAAUGUCCGCUGUGGAACGUCCGGACUUCCAUUCAGAAACUUGGGGAAGGCGUAAAGGCGUGUCUAUGGUGAUAGAUGUGUACAGUCUUUGAUCGUGCGUUUGCUCCCGGAGCUGUCUCAUUGAGUCGGAGCCUCGUUCCAUGAUGUUCUCAACAUCCACAAUCUCCAAGGUAAUGUUGGUGCGAUGUAUGUGGUUGAAUUCAAAACACAGUGGGACACCGCGGAUGAUAUGACUGCAAUGGUAGCUGCUAAGCUGGUGCCAGAAUCGACUGCAAAGAUAUAAAAUGAUAAAUCCUGUGGCUUCCAUCAAGAAUUUCAAAUAUAAAAUGAUUAAUUCAUCCGUUGGAUCUGAAGGAUCUCCUGUCAAAAAGGAAAAGUAGACAAAUAUUAUUUACUUCAAUGUUGUGUCUCUAUGUCUUAGAGUUCAUAGUUGAUUAUUCAACAAAAGGUGUGAAGUGAUGUUAGAAUUAAUUAUUUUGCAUGUUAUGUAUUACAAGGAUGUUAUUAAUUUGCUAAUGGAAGGGUGAUGCUUUCUCUA